Mollisia scopiformis is the source of this 1449-nucleotide messenger RNA. RefSeq names its product MFS general substrate transporter. Gene Ontology annotation, molecular function: transmembrane transporter activity. NCBI's taxonomy places the organism in Eukaryota, Fungi, Ascomycota, Leotiomycetes, Helotiales, Mollisiaceae. The transcript has 3 exons. The coding region runs from base 1 to 1449 and encodes 482 amino acids. Gene Ontology annotation, biological process: transmembrane transport. The record is from RefSeq and is a predicted model, not a curated record. Gene Ontology annotation, cellular component: membrane.
AUGUCAAAGGGUGAGGAAGAAGUUAUCGACUAUGCAACAGAGAAGAAACUUGUGCGAAAGCUUGACUUCUGGAUUGUCCCUCUUAUGAUGGUUACCUACACGCUUCAAAGUUACGACAAGGGAAUCAUGAGUGCAGCUACUCAGUUCGGCUUCAAUACCGACCUCGGACUUACGAGGGUCAUCGGCCACGAAGCAGACGGCACGGCGAUCACGAACAACCAGAAAUACUCAAAUGCAUCAAUGAUAUUCUACAUCGGAUACCUCUGUGGAACUUAUCCCAUGAUGUAUCUCACUCAACGCUUCUCAACAUCACGAGUCCUCUCUAUUGCCACUUUCUUCUGGGGUGCAGUCGUACUUUCAACAGCAGGAUGUUACAACUAUGCCGGCAUCAUGGUCAACAGAUUCUUCCUCGGCUUCCUAGAAUCUGCUGUAGCUCCAGCUUUCACUGUCCUCGUCACAUUCUGGUGGACUCGAGAGGAACAGGCGCUCCGAACUGGUCUCUGGUACAGUUGUGUUGGUGUUGCAACUACUAUCUCACCACUUAUCAAUUAUGGACUCGGCCAGAUUCACAGCUCACUCGCUUCGUGGAAGCCUAUCUUCCUCAUCCUCGGCGCUGUUACUGUCUUGUGGUCAAGUGUCCUCUUUUUCUGUCUUCCAGACAGUCCGUUGACCACCAAAGGCUUGACUGAGCCCGAACGAGCAAUUGCGAUUCGUCGUCUGGAGCGCAACAAUGCUGGCACAAUCAGCCACACAUUCAACAAGGCGCAAUUCCUUGAAGCCUUCCGUGACUACAAGCUUUACAGCUGUACUUUGAUUAUCCUCCUUACCGGUGUCCCCUCCGGGGCGAUUGGAACCUUCGGUACCGUUGUCAUCAACGGUUUUGGAUUCAGUCAUUUCGAUUCUCUGGCCUUGACUUGCCCUAUUGGUGCUAUCACUGCACUUUCUAUCCUUCUCGGCGGAUAUGUCACACGAAAGGUCAACAAUGUUCGCUAUUUUGUGAUUAUCACUUUUGCGCUCAUUUCAAUUGCGGGUGCUGCAAUCUGCUGGGGCGGACCUCGAAGCGAUAGGGGUCUUCUCUUUGCGGGUAUCUUCCUCAUGGCAGUACAAGUCGCGGCAGGUGGCCUGGCCGUCUCAUUGGCUGCCUCAAAUGUAGCAGGACAUACGAAGAAAGCCACGAUAAGUGCAACCACCUUCAUCGGAUAUUGUGUCGGUAAUGUUAUUGGCCCCGAGAUCUUCGGCGCCUCUCCUGGGCCAGUGUACCAUGCUGGAUUUGUGGGGAGUUGUAUUUGUUUGUGUUUAGUCGUCGUGAUUGCAGCUAUCACGUAUUUCUUACUUCGCAGAGAUAAUGCCAAGAGAGACAGGAUGACGGGCGGUGCACGUCUGGGUAUUCACAGCAUCGACGAAGAUCUGUCGGAUAUGCAGAAUGAGGAUUUCCGUUAUGUAUUGUAG